AUGGACACGCAGACACCAGGACAACAGGCGGCUGUGCCCGUGUUUCAGAACCAGAAGCCCCUGCAGCCGGACAUGGGCCACAACUCCUUGGCAAACUUCCAGAUCGAGAAGAAGAUCGGCCGCGGACAGUUCAGCGAGGUCUACAGGGCUAGGUACCUGCUGGACAACACCUCUGUGGCCCUGAAGAAAGUACAGGUACAGACUCACAGCUCGUGUCUGUCCGGACGGGAGCGCGGGAGGAGGACGGAUGACAGCGGCGGCGGCAAUCUCAGCGUGGACAAGUCUGCCACAUGUGUCAUUUAG
This is a messenger RNA of Knipowitschia caucasica, 303 nucleotides long. NCBI's taxonomy places the organism in Eukaryota, Metazoa, Chordata, Actinopteri, Gobiiformes, Gobiidae. The record is from the annotation of a GenBank genome assembly.